Messenger RNA from Fraxinus pennsylvanica, 591 nucleotides. Lineage: Eukaryota; Viridiplantae; Streptophyta; Magnoliopsida; Lamiales; Oleaceae. The record is from the annotation of a GenBank genome assembly.
AUGAAGAAAAUAAAAGACUUACUAGAUUCUUGCAAAUUGAAGCCCAACAGCCACCCGAAUUCUCGUCAGUCAGUGAGCUUCCACUAUUUUGGUGGCGAGAGACGUGGCCGUUCCGGGGGUGGGAGUGGUGGAGCAUUCAACUUGGAGUUGGAACAUCUCAAAGACACUUCUUUAAAUUCCAAGAUGGAGAUACAUCAGGAAGACACAAUAGCUGACAGCAAUGCUGAAGGAAACAAUGGUGAGUUAGAAGGGAGUGAAGAGUUUGAAGGUGAAGAGAACUAUGGGAAAUUGGAAGAAGAUGAUAUUGUUGAAGCCGAGGAAAAUACCAUUCAGGUGGAAGAUCAUAACCAUCCUCUUGUUGUUACUGCUCGCGAAUAUACUAACACGCAAGAUAAAGAUGAGAAGAUUCAACAACUUACUCAAGAGUUGCAUAGGCAGGAUCAGCUCUGUGCUGCAUAUAGAGAAAGAUUGCUUAGUUUUCUUGCAAGUGUUGAUGAACAAGCUGAACAGUUGUCUUUAAAAGUUCAAGCAGUUGUUGACAAUGUGAAAAAGGCGGAAGCUGAAGAAGCAAAAGUUUCGUCGUGUAGAUAG